Molecule: messenger RNA, 3266 nt
Organism: Miniopterus natalensis
Lineage: Eukaryota; Metazoa; Chordata; Mammalia; Chiroptera; Miniopteridae
Gene: MAVS
Product: mitochondrial antiviral signaling protein
Source: RefSeq, a predicted model, not a curated record
CCGGGCGCACCGACCUCCCGCGGCCGUGGCCGCGCCUGGGAGUCGAGAGUCACCGCCCUCCCCAGAGUCUUGACAGUGUUUGGUGGUAACACCUACCCCGAAGAGCAAGCCUCCCACCCUCCGUGGACUUGGGUCUGGUCCAGGAAUCUAGGAAUCUGAGCCGAGGCCGGGCGGCCUCACCCCUCCCGCGCGGGUGCCUGUUUCUCCAGCGCCCUCAGCGCCCUCAGCGCCCUAGGGCAGUGGGGUCGGAAACUCCUCGCUGCGUGGGUCCCGAACACGCCGCCGCCCAUCUUCUCUGAGAUUGUAAAGAUGUGCCAGGAAAACAUUGAAAAAACCACAAACAAAAACCACACACACACAAAACGAAACAGCCCCAAAACGACGUUCUCCGCAAUGCUGUGGAGCCUCAAAAACCUCUAGAAGGGAAGGCAGCGACCCGAGAACCGCGCUGGCGUGGAGGGCACGGGUAGAAGGCCCUCGGCCCUGCCGGGAGGAUCGCCGUGUCUCACGAGGGACUAAAUAGCCCUCCAUCACUUCAGAACCCAGAGAGGGAUGACGUUUGCUGAGGAGAAGACUUACGAGUAUAUCCGCCACCAUUACCGCAAUUUUUACCAUGUUCAUGUUCUGGAGAUUCUGCCUUACUUGUCUUGCCUCACCACAAGUGACCAGGACCUACUGCGAGCCCACUACGAUAACAGGGGGAACCGGAACACCAUUUGGGAACUCUUCAACAGCCUUCAGCGGCGGAGUGGCUGGGUGGAGUCUCUUAUCCGGGCACUGAGGGCCUGUGAGCUGUCUGAUCUUGCUGACGAAGUGGACCAGGUCUAUCAGAGCAACUUACCCUUGAACCAGAGACGCCCACCAGCCCCACUGGAGCCACCGUCAGUUUCUGCUGAGGCUCCAGGGCCCUCCACACCUGCUGUGGCCCCCAGUGCCUCCCACAAAAGCUACAGCGACGAGGAGCAAAGUUACCCCAUGCCUGUCCAGGACACCCAGCUGCCCGCUUCCAUGGGAGAGAGUUCAAAGAAGGUCCCACAGACAGCCAGUUCUGGGGCUGACCUGAAGAGGCCCAGUGGCCCCCUGGAGCCUUCCUCUGACAUGGCAGUCCUCAGCCCUCUGCCCUCCAGUGGACCUCAGAAGCAGGAUGUAGAACUGGGCAGUACCCACACAACAGGGAUGGUCUCCGGCCAUACAUCACCCCGUGGGCCUGUAUCUCCAACUGUCUCCUUCCAGCCCCUGGCCCGUUCCACCCCCAGGGCAAGCCGCUUGCCUGGACCUCCAAUGUCAGCUCUGUCUACUGGCACCUCCUCCUCCUCUGCAGGGGGUGUUAAUGACCAUGCUGAGGCUACCAUCUGCUCCAGUGGGGUAGUACUGCCCACCAACUCUGUGACUACCAGCAUAGCACCUUCCAAGGUGCCCCUCCACUCAGCAUUUACCAACACAGUGCCUUCCAAGUUGUCCACCAGCUCAAAGACCCCUGGUAAAAUGUCCACUAAUGUGCCCACCAGUCUAGCACCAUCCAAAUUGCCUGUCAACUCAACACGUGCUGGCACGGUGCCACCCAAGGUACCUACUGGCUUGGUGCCUGAACACAGGAUGCCCACAAGCUUGGUGCCCAGCAAGGUGCCUGCCAACACAGCAUCCAUCAUCAGGAGUAGCAACAGACCCGCAGAGGAGACUUCAGUGUCUCCAGCACUCACCGGUGCCUCUGCUGGAGGCAGCUCACCCUAUGCAGACAGCAACUCCAACAGCUGGGGCUCAGGGCUGGAGCUGAGCAAGCCAGGUGGGCUGUCUUCCAAGAUAGACGGCCAGCCAUUCUCCGGCUGCUCCGCAGACCUUGCCAUCAGCUACAGCAGCAGCUUGGACGCAGGACCUGACAACACCCCAGAGGAGAAUGAAUACAUGUCAGGGGACAGCCAUAGGAUCCAUGUAGUGGAGGGUCCCAGUGCUGACCUCCUGGCAGGCAACCCUGGGCUGCAAACUGCCCCCCAGCUCCAGGAAGAAGAGGUGCAGUGUGUUGAUAGGGCCCUGUGGGUUCCUUGGCUUGGGGCGGCUACUGCCGCGGCACUCCUGGCCACACUCCUGGCUGUGCUGUACCGGCGGCGCCUACUCCAGUGAAGCCCCUCUGCCUUCCCUGCCAUGUGUCUGCUCCCUUCCCAUCUGUACAUGUAGCCUGAGCCAUGGAGCUGGUCCCCCUCACCUUGUCCCUUUUCUGGCACUGGCAGAUGCUGGGUCAGAGGGAGCCACAGCCUUGGGUGGAGGCUGUGCCAUUGCCGACUGAAUCCUGGGAGGCAGCAUUUCUGUCUCAGCUGGUAUGCUCUGCAGCUCCCUUACCAUCCUUGGUUUUCUGGGCUGUGAGCUGCCCCGUGCCCUCCAGACCUGCCACCCAGCAAUCUGGGUUGUUGCUCUUGUCUGCUGGAGGAGGCCUCCAUCCAGGCUUUAUCUCUGUUUGCCCAAGCCCAUGGAUCGGGUACUGCUGAAGAGUGCAGGGGGUUGGCAACACCCCACCCCCUUCCCCAUCCUGCCAUGGUCCAUGGCAGCUGACAGCAGAUGUACAGGUAGGAGGAGCCACAGCAGCUCAGCCUGAGGCCAUUGCCCUUGAGAGCAAUGAGACCCUGGAGCUGCUUCUGGUCCUCUGCCCCUUGGGUCUUCUACCCAUGCCAGGCAAGGGUGGGGAGGAGGUCUGGAGGUUCCUGUGGACCCCUGGGAAGGCCCCUUUCCAGUCUCCUCACCCCCUUCUCCUCUUUCCCUUUCUCCCAGUCCCCAUGCUGGUUGGGAAGGGGCCCUUUGGGUUGGGGAGGGGACCUUCAGGGAAGAGCUCAGGCCGAAGUUUGGAUAUCAGCUCACCUCUUCCUGGGCUGUGUGGCCUGAGCAGAUAGAUGAUCACACUUCUCUGGCCUUGCUUCCCCAUAUGGACUAUGAGUAUCAUGGCUCACCCUUCUCUGGGUUCUAAUGAGAUUGAAGCAUACAGGUGUUUGUCAAGUGCCUGGCCCAGGGCAGGUGGCCGCUAAAUGCUGCUCCCACCUCUCUCCUGCCCACCCUGGUAGAGAUGAGGGCAGGAGAGGCAGAAUGCCCAGUGGGUAAGGGUGCAGCUCUGCGGUGUAUUGUAGGCCUAGGCCAGAAUCCCGCUCUGCCUCUCUGUGCUUUGGGGCAAGGUGUUAACCUCUGUGCCUGCUUUCUUAGCUGCGAAAGGGAUGAGUAGUAAAAAAAAAAAAAUUAUGUGUGUGUGUGUAUCUAUCAUCUAUCUACCUAUCAUCUAUCUGUCU